Messenger RNA from Monosiga brevicollis MX1, 1512 nucleotides. RefSeq lists its product as uncharacterized. Lineage: Eukaryota; Choanoflagellata; Craspedida; Salpingoecidae. Gene Ontology annotation, cellular component: cytoplasmic ribonucleoprotein granule; membrane; nucleus. Gene Ontology annotation, biological process: regulation of mRNA stability; negative regulation of translation; positive regulation of translation. Bases 1 to 1512 code for a protein of 503 amino acids. Gene Ontology annotation, molecular function: translation regulator activity; protein homodimerization activity; mRNA 3'-UTR binding. The transcript has 8 exons. The record is from RefSeq and is a predicted model, not a curated record.
AUGCGGUACAACAUUGUCUUGCAGGGAAAGAUUGUGGAUUAUCUGGCUGAUGGUGUGCGCGUCGCUUAUGAAAAUGAGUACGAUUGCUAUCUCCCGUCUUCCGGCGUGUAUGCGACACAAAAAGUGCCCUUUAAGAAUCUUCGCACUCCGACCCAGGCAGAGGCUGAUUUCAAGCCCACCCUCGAUGCGCCCGUGGAUGUCUUUCAUCGAUUUGGCAACAACGGCACCCCAGCUUGGUAUCGAGGCAAGGUGGUCAAGGUACUGACUGAAUGUAUCAAGGUCAACUUUGAGGGGUGGGACUCCAGCCACGAUGCUCUCAUCGAACUGGACAAGAUUCGCCCUGCCGCCACGGCCUCGAUGUCAGAUGUGGACAUCAGCUCCUUCCAGCGUCAUGCAACCCUGGUGGCCGUUGUUCCCAAGCCUGAGCAAGGCACCAUCGUGCUUGUCGGCGAUGACAAGGCACAGCAAUUGGCCGCCAUUCUGCUGCCCCAACUCAAGACGAAGAUGGAGCGACAGCUCUCCUUCCGACAAGAACGAGAGCAGCUGGAAAGCCUGAAGGAGCAACGCAAGGCCCCAAAAACACACAAACAGCUUUUUCUCUUGAAGGACCUCGUGGGCCUGGCAAUCGGCGCGACUCUUCAAUUGGCAGAAGACAUGCGCUUCCCCAUCAGUGCUCACGCCACCUCGACCGCACUCCCGUUGAAUCUCACCAGGAGCCUGAUGGGCGGCUUUAUUGGUAAAUCGGGUGAGAAUAUCCGUCGAAUUGAAGAAAAUUCUGGCAUUGUUCGCGCGACGCUCUUUGAGCGAGGCGUGCGCUUUACCGGCCGCAAGGAGGCGUGCGAGACGGCUCGCGUCAUGGCUGAGUUCAGCCUGGAAGCAUUGCGAAGCCAAAUGGAUGACUUGCGUGAGGUGCGCGAGCUACGCCGCGCACUGGGCGUGACUCGUGGCCGUGGCACCGGUCGUGGUGCGGGUCGUGGCAGCGGCCGUGGUGCGGGCCGUGGGCGCGAUAAUCAUGAUCGUAAUGGUGCAGGCCCAGCUGUUGAGGCCGAAGCCCCCUCCCCUGAGGCUGAUACGCCUCCAACACAAAUGGGCGGUGAGCGCGGCCGAGGUCGUGGUCGUGGCCGCGGCCGCGGCCGCGGUCGUGGCCGCGAAGGCCGGGGCCAGUCAGCCGAAGGCGCCCCCGCCGACCCCGCACCAGCUCCUGCUGCGUCUGAUGCCUCGACCAAGAGCGAAAAGCCCCGUAACAAGAAGAAGGGUGGCAAUGGCGCCAAAGCCAGUGAUGCCGAGGCCUCGGAAGACGCGCGCCGCGCUGCUCUGCCCGGUAGCGCCUCCAAGACAAGCAAGAAUGACCGCCGCCGUCGCGAGCCCAAGAGUAUGUUUGCAGUCAUGAUAGAGCAGCGGCCGUUAAACCCAGCAAGGAUGGUGAGGGCUGUGCGCUUGAGAAUGCUGGGCUGGCUGGUUCAUCCCAAAUUUGCUUGGUGUUUUUGCAUAAUAUGCAGAGGAUGUGACUGA